AUGGAUUUACAAACCUUAUUACACAACCUACAUGAAGAAGUGUCCUGUUCUGUGUGUAUGAGCCCGUUCACUGAUCCAAAAAUAUUGCCGUGCUUUCAUACAUUUUGCCUUCAUUGUUUAAACGAGCUUCAAAGAACGAGUGGCAAGCAUGGCGAGAUUACAUGCCCGGAAUGUCGCAGAAAGUUUCAAGUUCCCGGGAGUGGUUAUCCUAAAGAUUUACCGGCCAACUUUCGAAUGAACAGUUUGUUGGAUGUAAUGGCUAUUCAAAAAUGUAACGUCCUUGGAGUGAAGUGUGGAAACUGCGACAAAACAAGCGCUAAAAGUUUCUAUUGCUUUAAAUGUUGCGCCUUCUGGUGCGACGAUUGCAUUGCAGCUCAUAACAUUAUCCGAGCCAAUAAAGACCACCGGGUGCUAGCGAUUAAGGAUUUUCAAGAUCAAGACAUUGAAGACGUGUUAAAAAGGCCAGUAUUUUGCCAAAUAGAACAUCACGAAAGCGAAGAGCUGAAGUUCUUUUGUAAAAACUGUGAAAACGCCAUUUGCAAUACUUGUGCUAUAACACUCCACGAAGGUCACGCUAAGUUGCUUCUCCAGAAUGUUGCCAAUGAACGAAAGUCAAGUCUACAGUCCGCGAUGGAAACUCAGAAAGAAAAGGCUCUUCAGAUGAGAAAUACGAUCACCAGACUACAAAGUGAGUGCAAUGAAAUUCAAGAACAGGUCGCUUGCGUGAAGAAAAGCGCUCAGAGUUUUAUUGACAAUUUAAUGAAAGUCUUUGAAGCGAAGAAACAGGAGCUGUUUAAAGACGUUGAAGACAAAGCUCAAGAGGUGAUCGAGCAUCUGCUAGCGCAACAGUCUGAGGUUGAAUACAAAUUACGGCGGAUCGAGACAUCAGUUGAAGAAAAGGAAAGAUUCUUAAAGCGAAGCACAAAUGCUGAGAUUGUGCAGUUUAACACCGUAAUCCAGGAGGAAGUCGCUGGCGAGGCAGAACUAGUCGACUGCGACCGUAAGGAUCUUCGCCACUUUGUGUUCUUUCCAAACAAAUCAUUGAUGGCUAAAGCAAACAGUGAAGGUGUUGGUUCUUUGGAACAAAUCAUCAGCAGCCAGACUAAAUCGAGAAAUUCAAAAACGGAAGGAAAAGGACUCACUAAGGUGACUGUUGGACUUAAAGCACAGUUUGUUUUAACGACACUAAAUGCUAAGAAUGAACAAUGCUACGAACAGUGUGAUGUCGUUACAAUGGAAAUCAGAAAUGAUAACGGCCGUGAAUGCGCCACUGAAGCACAAGUUCAAGAUAACAAAGAUGGCAGUUACAAUAUCAGCUACUUUGCCAAAGAAGCAGGAACAUGCCAGGCAUCAGUGAUGGUAAAUGAAGAACAUGUUAGUGGCAGUCCGUUCACUGUUCAAGUUAAACCCAGGCAAUACAAACCUGUGUUGUCAUUUGGAGGAGAAGGCUCAUCUGCUGGAAUGUUUAAUGGACCUUGGGGUGUGGCGGUGAAUGAACGUAAUGAAAUUGCUGUAACUGAUCGUUAUAAUAACCGAGUUCAGAUAUUUAGUAGUGAUGGAACUUACUUAAGGUCUUUUGGCAGUAUGGGUGAUCAAGAGGGAGAGUUUGAUAACCCUACAGGUAUAGCUUAUUUAAAUAGUGGAAACAUUGUAGUGGCUGACAGUAUUAACAACCGACUGCAAAUAUUCACUGAGCGGGGCGAGUAUCUUAUUCAAAUUGGCGGUGAAGGAAAUCUUUAUCACCAGUUUGUCUAUCCAUGGGGUUUGUCUAUAGAUAGUGAUGGUAAUAUUAUUGUUGCUGAUUCAAAUAACAAACUAAUCAAGAUCUUCACUCCAAGCGGCCAGUUUCUUAGAAAGUUUGGUGGAGAAGAUUUAUUAGUUGAUCCCUGCCACUGUAUUCAGAAGGAUCAAUAUUUCAUAGUAUCAGACCCAGGUGAUCACAGUAUCAAAGUGUUUAAUACAGACGGUGAUUUUCUGUAUAAAUUCGGGAAUGAAGGGGAAGGGGAAGGGGAUGGGGAAUUCAAUAGGCCCCGUUGCUUGUCUGUUGACAAAGCAGGGCACCUUAUGGUCUGUGAUUCUGCGAAUGACAGAGUUCAGAUAUUGGAACUGAGUGGAGAGUUCAUUACAGAGUUUGGACUAAUGAGCGAUAGGAUUGAAGAGUUUAUUGGACCAAUCUCUACCGCUGUCUUGACUGAUGGUAGGAUAGUAGUGUCUGAUUAUUGUGACGACUGCAUCAAGAUAAUUGAAUAAAUACCCUACAAAAUUGGUAACUUAGGAUGCGCUGGUUAAUACCUGCAAUAUUGUACACACUUCAUUUCAUAACACCCCUAAUUUGUUAUCAGCAAUAAAACCAUACCAUAAUUAUUUACGCAGCUGUUCUUCUUGAGAUUAUUUGUUAUACAUAGUUUAUCUCGUAGUUAGAUCUCUUAGUCUAUUUGUCUUUCAAAGAUAGUCUGAUAUACAGUCAAUUCCCUUCAUAGCGGACUCUGUGGGGACCUUGAGUUGGUGACCUCAUUAGCGAGAAUCCGUAAUAGCUGAAGUGUAUUGCAAUCAAACAUCUCUAAUAUAUUUUUAGAGGGGAUUUAGCUACUGUCCGUAUUGUCAGGGUGUCCGUUAUAGCAGGGUGUCCACAAGGCGAGAUUCGACUGUAGUGCAUACCGCGCGAGCGGAACUUAGUUUCCUUGAUUGCCCCCCGGAGGGGGCGGCAUGUUACGGAUGCUACCUCACUGGCUUGGAGACUGCUCGUAGUAUACUAAAAGAGUAGAAGCCGUCUGCAGAAACUGUUCAAUUUGUAUUUCGUGAGAAACAGGCUCUGUUGUCUGUGUAACAACUCUUGUUGGAUUUCGGAUUUUGUUUAAUCAACAUGUACCCAUUGAUUUUUCCUUCACACCUUUACGCGGCUCAUGCUGAAUCUGAUUCUACCCAGGCUACUGAUGAUAGCCUUACUAAACCUCCGUUUAGGGAUAAGGCGAAUAAACAAAUGAGGGACGGGAGCCAAAGGAAAACGGGUGUUUUGGUCUAACGAACAUUCAUUAACAUAAGCAAAUUAACACGCGCAACAGUCGAGCAUUUCUGCAGGCAAGGAUGCACAUCCAUGACACUCUUUUUUUCGAGAUUCUUGACUCUUCCUAUAGCGUUGAAACGAUACAAAACGAGUCAAGUAUUUCCUGAGGGAUGAAAUGUAUUCUUCAAGUCUUAAAGCAGAAGCUAAUCUUACCUUAGUUUGUUACUUUUCCGAUUAGGCUCUUGUGUUGGGAGUUUGUGAUGCAUAUCUCACGUUGCCUUCUUAUGCAAGGGUUAGUUAGGAGUUACCACCAGGAGUGGGGGGCGGGGGGAGGCGUGGGGGAGGAGAGAGAGAGAGAGGUUAGAUACUGGUCCCGCAGAAGUCAGUUGCCACUACGCCGCCAAUACUCUAUUGUCAUCAUUCUGCUAUUAAUAAAGAAUCAUGAAAAUAUUUGCCGCAUACUUGCUGCCACAGAGCAUGAAUUUUUCGGUAGUUUCUAUAGCCGAAACUUGGAAGCGAAGCUCAUAUUGUAGUGAACUUAAACAGGUAGGGUAUAAAUUUGUAAUCACCGCAGCGACAGAGUCGGGGUACUCUUAUCAAGAUUCGAGCUUUAAAGUCUUGAAGGAGCAUAAUUCACAUGAUACAAGUGUUUUUGAAUCGCUAUUCGUAGGAAUUUGUUUCAAUAAUGUAAAAAACGUCGUCGUUGGCGUUAUUUAUCCCUCUCUAACUCUCUUGCAAAAAUUUGAUAAAUAAACUAUUCUCUAAUCAAAUAGAACAUAUCUGGUGAUUUUAAUUUAGCAUAUUGCAAUUUCAAAAUAACUCUAUUACUGCACAGUUUGUAGGCAAAGGUCGGAAACCGAAGAAUGGAACGAGACGGAAGGGAAUCAAUAUUGUUUGAUCAAAAAAGAGAGCAAGAGGUGGAUAAGGAAAGAGAAAAGGAAAUUUCGGAGGGUGAAGGAGAGAAAAGGUGCGAGAGAAGACAGAAGGGAAAAAAAUGUUUGGUCAGCUAAGAGAUGAAAAAAAUCUUCAGGAACGAAUUGCUGCCAUGAAGAAUACACUGCAAGAAUUUUAAGAAUUAAAGACGGCUUACGGGUGAGUGAACAACUAGCGAUGGUUGGUGAAGAUUUAUUGUGUAUUGUUCGAUGAUGAUGAUGAUCGUGAUAAUGGUCAUAUUAUGGGUACGAUAGUCACAAACGACAUUGCCUGUCUACUGUCAUGCACUCCCCAUCAUAAAAGAGAAAAACUGCUAAUCGUAGGUAACAAUUGAUGAUGACUAUUUUUUCUCAAAAUGCCUUGCCUCGGCAUUUUGAGUAUUUUGUGACUACGUUGGCGCUUUAUGUUACUUCUAGUAGAACCAAAGUGAGAUUCUAAAUCGUUUUUGAGUAAUUCACGUAUUCUACCAUUCUUAAUAGCCUGUGAACAGACUCCCGGUUUGUUUAAGAUAACAAAAUCGAGCAGACGGAAAAUUAGGAAAACGGCGCAUCUUAGCUAAUGGUCACUACUAGUCAGUUAUUGAUAGCAACAAUUUUCAAGACAUCCCUACACACUCUUUCACUUCCUGCGUGAGGAUAUGAGAUUUUUCAGUGUCGGGGCAAACUGAACUGUCCAUUAUUUACCGGUGUCCAUAUUAAGUGGGUGUCUGUAAAGCGGGGCUCCAUGGUAGUGCAAACAAAAAACACUGAAAUUGAAAUUAUUUCAUUUAAAUAAUUAUACAUUGUCCUUUAGUAACGUUUUGAAGAGUGAGAAAACGGCCAAAAGGUCAUAAGUGAAGCCUAUGCCGUGAAGCGUCGACUGUACUGGUUCACCAUCAUUCAUUCAUCAUUCAUCAUCACUGAUUAAUUUUUCCUUUUCUCAGAUUCCAGUUAUGGGUCAUGGACCCCCCAUUUUGGAUUGGGUCGAUGGACCACUUAAUGGACCGGGCCCAUGGACCCCCUGUAAUGGACCGGGUCCUUGACCCCUCAAAAAAAAAUUAAGAAAGAGAAAUAAUAAUAAACAAGAUGCAAAUAAACAUUGUCCAACAGUAUUAUAGUUUUAGUGACAAAAUCAGGGACAAGUUCUGGGUUGGCCGGUCAUUUUGACCUGUUACGUGGACACAAAACAUGGACAUGGGAUCCAUGGACCCCCCCCCCCCCCCCCUUUGGGACCGGGCCCAUGAACACUUUUUGUUUAAGAAGGAAUUGAAAGGAGAAAUGAUCAAUAAAUCUUAUGUCGUGCUUCGACCCACAAAAUAAUGCAAAAAUAAGGUUUGGAGGUUUUGAUAAUCGAUAUUUACACCUGCUUACAUGAUACAUUUAUACAAAAUGAUGAUGAUGUAUGCUUACAGCCUGGCUGUAUGACUCUAAUGGUAAGUGUUUGCUCAGCGUUAAUUGUGGAUAUUUUUUUCUUUUUGCUGUUGUCUUUUUUCCUUAUACAAUUAAAUUGACUUUUGUUCUGGAUCAUGCUCCCCUCCCCUUUUCAUUUUGUUACCCGAGAAAUAACUUCUGAAGCACGAAGAAAUUUCCCCUUGUGUGACAGUGUUAUAAAUAAACAACCUGUAAACAAAAUAAAUAGCAAACAAGAUACAGGGCUCAAAAUAACUUUUUGACGGAGGCCGGUCAACAAAUGUUUGCUCGGUCAUCUCUGGACCGGUGAAAUAAAUAACUGUUUUAAAGUAAAAGGUAAUUAAGACAAACAUAUUGCCCCGUCUGCAUAGAUAAUUCUGUUUUAAUUUAACAAAUUACAAAGCCGCACAAUGUGGCUCGUCUCCUCUGUAUUUUCCAAAUUUGUGAUUGCAGCUAAAGUGUUUUAUGAUUAACAGUUUUUGUAAUUCCCAGAAUUCAUGUGUAAACACCAUGUACUUUUAUUAUUCUAGUUAUUUAUUUGAAAGUCGUCCUUUUAACCGGUCAAAAUGACUGGCCAACCUGGAAAUUGUCACUGAGUUUGUCACAAAAACUACCGUAAAAUUCCGAAAAUAAGCCCCUCGAUGUAUAACCCCCUCCACAUAUAAUCCCCCCAAACCGGUAACUCAAAAAAACAUCCUUUAAAUUGGCCCUUCCAUAUAUAAGCCCCCCGGGGGCUUGUACUUGGGAAAAUUGCCCUCAAAUACAAAGUAAAACAAAGCUAGACCAUACUAAAGCAAACACACUAAAAUAACUUCCAACUAUAAGACUAGCUCAAUCAAUUUUGAACCGCAAAUUAUCCUUGGUAGAUAAGCCCCUCCGAAUAUAAGCGGGGGCACCCAACGGGAAAUUUUGAGAAAAAACCUAAAAACAACAACAAAGCGUGAAUAAAGUUUUCUGAGACUAUUUUAAGCAUUUUGGGAGACUGCUGGAAAAAAAUUAUCUGUUCCUCACUCCCAGCAAGACUGAUGGAAGAGUUCCCAGCCAGCAAACUUACAACCUCCAACCCGACUUACUGGGAAGUUUCAUAGGGCACAAUUCAGAUCUUGAGUGGUAAGUAACCCAUACAAGUAACCCGUAGCAGCUAUUCUAGACUUCAAAUCCCCUCUCACACCCUGAAUUAUCUUUUUCCCAGCAAAACUUUCCUUCCAAGGACUAUUAUUUCUUCCACAUCUCCCAGCCAGCAAAAAUGUGCCUGAAGAACAGAUAUUUUGAGGAACAGAUCCAUUGGGUGCCCCUGUAUAAGCCUCUCCAAAAAUAAGCCCCUCAGAAGGGGCCUUUAAAAAAUAUAAGCCCCGGGCUUAUUUUCGGAAUUUUGCGAUCUAAUAUUGUUGGACACUGUUUAUUUGCAUCUUAAUUUACUGUUCAUUUCUGUUUACUUUAUAUAUAUAUUUUUUUGAGGGGGGCAUGGACCCGGUCCAAAAUGGGGGUCCAUGUACCCCUGGUCCAUAUUUUGUCCCCACUUCCUGGGGGUCAAGGGCUUUAAUCUCAAUUCCUAGAAAAGUCGGAAGUCCUUUCUUUAACAAGCUAUUGCAGGCAAAGUCAAAACAUGUCAAACAUUGUCUCAUGAUUGGUUGGUGUUGUCUGUUGCCUGACGGGCAAAGGGGCAAUUAACAUGAUAACAACUUCGCCGAAAAUAUGAUCAAUCCCUGAUUAUAACACUUCCGGGCGCAUUCACUCAAACUUGCAAAUUCGGUUAUGGAUUUGCAAACCUUACUACACAACCUACAUGAAGAAGUAUCCUGUUCUGUGUGUAUGAGCCCGUUCACUGAUCCGAAACUAUUGCCGUGUUUUCAUACAUUUUGCCUUCAUUGUUUAAACGAGCUUCAAAGAACGAGUGGCAAACAUGGCGAGAUCACAUGCCCGGAAUGUCGCAGAAAGUUUCAGGUUCCCGGGAGCGGUUAUCCUAAAGAUUUGCCGGCCAACUUUCGAAUGAACAGUUUGUUGGAUGUAAUGGCUAUUCAAAAAUGUAACGUCGCUGGAGUGAAGUGUGGAAACUGCGAUAAAACAAGGGCCCAAAGUUUUUAUUGUUUUAAAUGUUGCGCCUUCUGGUGCGACGAUUGCAUUACGGCUCAUAACAUUAUCCGAGCCAACAAAGACCACAGAGUGCUGGCGAUUAAGGAUUUUCAAGAUCAAGACAUCGAAGACGUAUUAAAGAGGCCAGCAUUUUGUCAAAAGGAACAUCAUGAAAACAAAAAGCUAAAGUUCUUUUGCAAGGACUGUGAAGUCGCCAUUUGUAACAUUUGUGUUGUAACACUUCACGAAGGUCACGUCAAAGUGCCUUUGCAAGAUGCUGCCAAUGAACGAAAAUUACGUUUGGAGGCCGUGUUAGAGUCUCAAAAGGUGAAGGCGCUUCAGAAAAGAAAUGUAAUAACUAGACUACAAAGUGAGUGCAAUGAAAUUCAAGAACAGGUUGCUUGCGUGAAAAAAAGCGCACAGAAUUUGGUUGACAGUUUGAUGAGAGUCAUUCACGCGAAGAAACAGGAACUUUUUCAAGAGGUGGAAGACAAAGCUCGACAGUCCAUCGAGCGUCUUGUAGAGCAACAGUCGGACGUAGAAAACGAAUUACAGCGGAUCGAGACUUCAAUUGAAAAAACUGAAACUUUCCUAAAGCGAAGCUCCAAUGCUGAGAUUGCGCACUUUAACACAUUAUUUCAAGCGGAAGUCACUGGCGAGGCAGAACUAGUCGACUGUGACCGUAAGGAUCUUUGCCACUUUGUGUUCUUUGCAAACAAAUCACUGACUGCUAAAGCAAACAGUGAAGGUAUUGGUUCUUUGAAACAAAUCAUCAGCCAGACUAAAUCCAGCAACUCUGAAACGGAAGGAAAUGGAAUCAAUGACGUGACUGUUGGACUUGAAGCACAGUUUGUUUUGACAACACGAAAUGCUGAGAAUGAACAAUGCUACGAACAGUGUGAUAUCGUUACAGUAAAAAUCAGAAAUGAUGACGGCCGUGAAUGCGCCACUGAAACUCAAGUCCAAGAUACCAAAGAUGGCAGCUACAAUAUUAGCUACUUUGCCAAAGAAGCAGAAACAUGCCAGACAUCAGUGAUGGUAAAUGGAGGACAUGUUAGUGGCAGUCCAUUUACUGUUCAAGUCAAACCCAGAAAAUACACACCUGUGCUGUCGUUUGGAGAAGAAGGCUCAUCUGCUGGAAUGUUUGAUGGACCUUGGGGUGUCACGGUGAAUGAACGUAACGAGAUUGCAGUAACUGAAAAACUAAAUGGCCGAGUUCAGAUAUUUAGUAGUGACGGAACUUACUUAAGGUCUUUUGGUAGUAAGGGUUAUCGAGAGGGAGAGUUUGAUUACCCUACUGGUAUAGCUUAUUUAGAUAAUGGGAACAUUGUAGUGGCUGACAGUGGUAACAACCGACUGCAAAUAUUCACUGGAAAGGGGGAGUACCUUACCCAAAUUGGUGGUGAAGGAAGUGUUGAUCACCAGUUUGAUUUUCCAUGGGGCAUAUCUGUAGACAGUGAUGGUAAUAUUAUUGUUGCUGAUUCAAAUAACAAACUAAUCAAGAUCUUCACUCCAAGCGGUCAGUUUCUUAGAAAGUUUGGUGGAGAAGAUUUAUUAGUUGAUCCCCUUCACUGUAUUCAGAAGGAUCAAUAUUUCAUUGUAUCAGACACCGGUGAUCAUGAUCAGUGUAUCAAAGUGUUUAAUACAGAAGGUGAUUUUGUGUAUAGAUUCGGGAAUAAAGGGAAAGGGGAUGGGGAAUUCGAUAAUCCACGCUGCUUAUCAGUUGACAAAGCAGGGCACCUAAUGGUCGUUGAUUCUGCGAAUAACAGAAUUCAGGUAUUAGAACUGAGU
Porites evermanni is the source of this 9189-nucleotide messenger RNA. The record is from the annotation of a GenBank genome assembly. NCBI's taxonomy places the organism in Eukaryota, Metazoa, Cnidaria, Anthozoa, Scleractinia, Poritidae.